UCAGUGACCACUUGCUCCUCUGGCGUCAGCAUCGCGCGGCACGAUGGCGAUCGAUACGGCAGUGAAACGUUCAAAGUGAGGUAUUUUAGGAAAACCUCGGCAAUGAGGAGGAAGAGGAGCGCUGUCACCGGGCUGAUCGACUCGCCGGCGGACGAGCACAAGACCUGGUCCCAAACGCAAUCGAGCUCCUGAGUACAAAUCUAACUGGGAGGACUGUAUCUGAGACCUGAGUAACCUCAACAUGUUGUUAAGGUUUGCACUGUCCCACCACUAGGAGCAUGAGGUGGAAACCAUAGCAACGGACGUGUCCCUGUGUGUGUGUCCUGAAGAUGCCUCUCUGUUUUAUCAAGGUUGCAUCAGAGUCUGAAGUAAAGGGAAGACAGGCGACUAUAACAUAGAUAUCACCAUGGAAAACCAACUGCUCAACAACACCUUAAUGUGUACACCACAGCAAUAAUCAACCAUGUCCAGUUGCGUUUGGGUUGAUAUCCCCUGAUAAUUGCUGUUAUGGCUUUUUGUAAUGAAAGCCUGCUGGAGGAGUGUGACUUCAUGGAGCCGGACAAUGUUGAAGAAACAACAGAAAGCCUGCCAUCAGAAACUGGGACUCCUCUCGUAUCAGUCACUCUGCGUGUGACCCUGGCAGCCAUAAUGAUCUUCAUGAUUACUAUUGGUUUCCUCGGCAAUGCGAUCGUGUGUCUGAUUGUUUACCAAAAACCUGCCAUGCGCUCUGCCAUCAACCUCCUCCUCGCUACGCUGGCCUUCUCGGACAUCAUGCUGUCUCUGCUCUGCAUGCCCUUCACUGCAGUCACUGUGGCCACUGCCGACUGGAGCUUUGGGAGCGGCUUCUGCCGAGCCUCCAUCAUGCUGUAUUGGCUGUUCGUCUUGGAGGGGGUGUCCAUCCUCCUCAUAAUCAGUGUGGACCGAUUCCUCAUCAUUGUGCAGCGGCAGGACAAGCUGACCCCACACAGAGCUAAACUGCUGAUCGCAGGUUCAUGGGUGUUGAGCCUGUGUGUGUCCCUGCCGUCUGUGGUCGGGUGGAGGACAGGUGCUGCAGGCAUUGGGGGUGCCUGGGCACCGCAGUGUGUGCUGGGAUAUAGCGAGUCUCUGGCAGACCGUGGGUACACAGUGCUUUUGGCAGUUGCAGUAUUCUUUGUACCAUUUGCUGUAAUGCUGUACUCUUACUUGUGCAUCCUCAACACGGUGCGCCGCAACACCCUGCGCAUCCACAACCACACCAGUGAGCAUUCCUGUCUGCCAGCUCUCAACCAAGUCAGCAAAAUGAGACUUCAGCGGCCCCCUCAGGUCAAAGUGGACAUGAGCUUCAAGACCAGAGCCUUCACCACCAUCCUCAUCCUCUUUGUCGGCUUCUCAGUGUGCUGGUUGCCGCACACUGUGGUCAGCCUGCUGGCCGUGUUCAGCCGGCAGUUCUACUACAGCUCGGUCUUCUACCCGAUAAGCAUUGGCGCGCUGUGGCUCAGCUAUCUGAAGACAGUCUUCAACCCUGUCAUUUACUGCUGGAGGAUCAGAAAGUUCAGGGAGGCCUGUCAGGAGUUCAUUCCCAAAAGCUGCAGACUGUGUCCCAAAGUGCCAGGCAGGAGCCGCAGGAGAGUGAGGCCCAGUAACAUCUAUGUGUGCAGUGAGACUCAGUCAGCUGUGUGAACCAAGCAGGACCAAUUUGGUAGGUGCACAACCCAGCAGCUUUUGACCUCGCAAUCAAUUGUCAUCAUCUGUAACUUCAGUCAGCAAUGAGAGGCAACUAAAGUUCACCUUAAUAGAAUAUGCUGGCUGUUGACCAAAUAAUCUCACCACAUGAACUUUCAGUCUCAACUUUAAGGCAGUGUGGAUGACAAGUUGUUAAAAUGCUCAGAGAAAUGUUAAUUUGAACAUCUACAGUUCCAUGGCAACACCAUCUGCUGAGGAAGGUCAUGUGAUAUAGUGGAAAGCUCCAGAGUUGUUACUGAAUGGACCUUGUGGUGAGGUGCUUUUGUGUGAAAGAUGAAUAAUGAACAGUCUCAAGAUAUACUGGGUGAUUUACCCUCGUGGCCGUAAUGGCUUCUGAAACUUACUGCCUUUCAAACUGCUUCAUAUACUCCAGUGUCCAUUUAUGUCUCUGUUUCAUAUUUUGACCCUUGAGUGUUUCAUCUGUGUUACUCUGUUGCCUCAGACUGUAAACUCGAUGUUCAGUCUUUGAGUAGUAGUGGUGAUUAUUAUUCCGUUGUUAGUGAUGUGUUGAGAUUCACACACACACAAAAAAACAUACGUGGUAUUAAUGAUGAGUGAUGUUCUCAGAGGAAAGUCUGAGAGCUUUUUUUUUUUUU
Lates calcarifer (barramundi perch) is the source of this 2318-nucleotide messenger RNA. It is a transcript of the gene gpr45, whose product is annotated as G protein-coupled receptor 45. Lineage: Eukaryota; Metazoa; Chordata; Actinopteri; Centropomidae. The record is from RefSeq and is a predicted model, not a curated record. The transcript is spliced from 3 exons. Gene Ontology annotation, biological process: G protein-coupled receptor signaling pathway. Bases 508 to 1659 code for a protein of 383 amino acids. Gene Ontology annotation, molecular function: G protein-coupled receptor activity. Gene Ontology annotation, cellular component: membrane.